AACUUAAUCGUGGGGUACUAUGCAAUGGAAAAGCGCCAUUAGGAGCACUCAGAAACAACACAAGAAAAACAAUGCGAAGAUCUCUUCUUACUUUGAUUUUAGCCUGUGCUCUGAGUUCUCCAUCUGGAGGUGAUGUUAGACUGGUCAAUAGUAGUAUUGCCUGCUCUGGUAGAGUUGAGGUCUUUCAUGAUGGCCGUUGGGGAACUGUGUGUGAUGACUCUUGGGACAUUAAUGAUGCUGCUGUGGUGUGCAGACAGGUGGGAUGUGGAAAAGCUCUUAGUGCAAAUGGUGGGGCUUCUUUUGGUCAGGGGAGUGGAAAGAUCUGGCUGGAUGAUGUUGCAUGUUCUGGAAGUGAGAGCAGCAUAAAACAGUGCAAUCACAGGGGACUAGGAACACAUGACUGUAGCCACAGUGAAGAUGCUGGUGUUAUAUGUUCAGGAGGUGAUGUUAGACUGGUCAAUAGUAGUAUUGCCUGCUCUGGUAGAGUUGAGGUCUUUCAUAAUGGCAGUUGGGGAACUGUGUGUGAUGACUCUUGGGACAUUAAUGAUGCUGCAGUGGUGUGCAGACAGGUGGGAUGUGGAAAAGCUCUUAGUGCAAAGAGUGGGGCUUCUUUUGGUCAGGGGAGUGACAAGAUCUGGUUGGAUAAUGUUGCAUGUUCUGGAAGUGAAAGCAGCCUAAAACAGUGCAAUCACAAUGGACUUGGAUCACAUGACUGUAAACACAAUGAAGAUGCUGGUGUUAUGUGUUCAGGAGGGUUAAGAUUGGUCAGUGGCUCUGAUUCCUGCUGUGGAAGAGUGGAGAUCCUUCACAAUGGCCAGUGGGGAACUGUGUGUGAUGACGACUGGGACAUAACAGAUGCUGAUGUUGUGUGCAAACAAUUAAACUGUGGCAGAGCCAUCAGCGCCCCUAAAAGAGAUCACUUUGGCCAGGGAAGUGGAGCGAUCUGGCUGGAUAAUGUUGGAUGCUCUGGGAAUGAGAAUACCCUUACACAGUGCUCACACAGAGGUCUGGGACAACAUGACUGUAAUCAUGGUAAAGACAGUGGUGUUGUGUGUACAGGUAAUCUGCAGAUGCCCACCCUUUCCAUAAUCUCUCCACAUUCAGUUGUGUCUCCUGGAGAAAACAUUCAGUUUAAAUGCACAACACCUAAUCCAAGAUGGCGGGAAAAUGCUGAAUUCCACCUGUUCAGAAGAUCAUCCACAAUAUCCUCUCAAACAAGUGUAUCUAGUGUGACUUUCAGUCUGACUGUAGACAUCUCACAUCAGGAUCACUACAGCUGUGGUUACUCUUACAGGAAUGACACCAUCAAGUCUUCCAGGAGUAACACUAUUAAAAUCACUGUAGUGAACCUGCAGAAGCCCAAUAUUUCUCUCAGUGGAUUGUUUGACUUUGGUCCUCAGGGUUCAGUGAUCACCAGAGGUCACAGCUUCACUAUUACUUGUUCAUCGGAAUCUCAGUAUUCUGGAGGCUUCUUCUCUCUGUUCAGUGGAUCAAACAUCACCAGUAGUAAACCAGCUGUCAAUCACUCAGCCGUCUUCAUCUUUCCUGAGGCAGAUUAUUCACAUGAGGGAAACUACAGUUGUGUUUAUGAAGUGAUUGUCUCCUCACGUAGCUUUCAUUCAGAUGCGUCUGACCUACUGAUCAUCACUGUCAGAGCCUCUUUGCUUCCUGUCAUUGGUGCUGUUGUGUCAGCUGUACUUCUCAUCUUCUCUGCUCUUGUUAUCGUCUUCAUAGUGAAGAGAAGACAAAAGCAGAACAAUAAGGAGAUUCAUAAAAAGUGCUUCUUUAAGAAAGGUGAGGGUAAUACAUAUGAAGGUGCAUCUCGUGACACAAAAAAUGAAGAGGAUGAUGAUGACGUCUAUCAAAAUAUGGAUCCUGAUAAGAAAGACAAUGUGAGCAGUGAUGAUGACUCUGAACAGGACUAUAUUAAUGUGGAUCCAGAUAAUUUAAAACAGGAUUGUAUGAAUGCAGACACAGAUGAUUCUGAAGAGGAUUAUGUUAAUGUUGAUAUAACAGAAAACAGAAGUACGGUAGACAGUAAAUGUGAUGAUGACCUCUAUGAAAGUUUUAUGGAUAAUGAGUAAACCUAAAAUAAGUAAAUUUACCUUAGAGCAGAGGUGCCCAGACUAUAGGGCCCGCGAGCCAAAGCUGGCCUGUAAUGACCUUUAAUUUGGCCCAUCAUGCCACAUGCGAUAAGGAAAAAGGAUAAACAUCAUUGACGCAGAUGUUCAUUUCUAAUUAAACAUUUUAGCAUGUAACAUUUUUUGUUUUAUUUGUACAUUACAAAAAUGUAAGUUGAAAUUAAAUUCAAGUAAUUAAAGGGAGUACAUUUUUUUAUGUACAUGCAAAUGUACAGUUAAUCAAAUGUGAAUAAAUGUGAGUUAAAUAUGAGUGUUACAGCAAAGGGUCUGAAUACUUAUGACCAUUUGAUAUUUCAGUUUUUCUUUUAUAAAUUUGCUAAAAUUUCUACAUGUCUGUUUUUCUGUCAAGAUGGGGUGCUGAGUGUACAUUAAUGAGAAAUAAAAUGAACUUUUUUGAUUUUAGCAAAUGGCUGCAAUGAAACAAAGAGUGAAAAAUGUAGAGGGGUCUGAAUACUUUCCGUACCCCCUGUACUUUCGGCCCACAAAACUUUUGAGUUUUGGUCCUUAGGAAAAAGUUUGAGCACCCCUGCUUUAGAGACAGCAAUAUUUAUCAAAGACUGGUGGGCUAAAUGAUAAUGAUGUGGUUUUGUGUAUCCUGUCAAACACAUGAACUGUGUCCCAUCACUGUUGUUUUGGGGUCUCUUGAUGUUACUGUUUCUGGUUACACUGUAAAAGCUUUGUUUCUUUUUCUUUCUGUUUUCAUAACUUUCAAAAUUUUAAAACAAUAAUAAGAUAAAGAUUUAAACUUGUUUAACUGUUUAUGAAAUGCUAAAUUAUGUUUUGCCAUCAGAAUUAUUUAAAUUUUCUGUCCUGAUGUUUUUGUGUAUUCAUAAAGUGUGAAGAUGGGUG
Molecule: messenger RNA, 2990 nt
Organism: Paramisgurnus dabryanus
Lineage: Eukaryota; Metazoa; Chordata; Actinopteri; Cypriniformes; Cobitidae
Biological process (GO): zymogen activation
Cellular component (GO): plasma membrane
Molecular function (GO): serine-type endopeptidase activity
Source: RefSeq, a predicted model, not a curated record